GAGGAUCCAACGUUGAGUUUGCCUCUUUUCCUUGUAUUUUUUCUGAUUUAAUGAUAGGGACAUGCCACCAUAAGGCAUAAUUAAUUUUUUUUUAAGACAAAAAAACUUAAAAGUUGCUACUGUAUGAACCACUAAUCACUCACUCAAAUUACCUCGCACAGAUCCACCGACAAUGCUCUCUAACCAAUCCCCAGCAAUACCAACCUCUCAACCAUGAACACUGCUCACGAAUCAUAACUACCACCCUCUUCCCUUCCAGACACCCUAACGGGUGGCUCUAUGCAUAUUGACUCCCCUGAUCCCACAAUUACCUCUUUUACACGCCCAACAUCUUACCUCAACACGCUAAUCUCUAACACUCCUGUACCCCACUCUCUUUUUCAACUUUACUACCCAACUACACACCUAGACCUCACCGAUGAAAGUAACGCACCAAAUGAUCCCACAAACUUUAUCCCACUCUCACCGGAGGAGAAAAAUAGACUCUAUGCACCAUGGAAACACUCCGUCAUUGUCAAAGUUUUUGGACGCAGAAUUGGACACCAACUUCUUCGCCAAAAAAUAUACGCUCAAUGGAAGCCAACUGAAAAUCUUCCACUAAUUGAUUUAGGAUCUGACUUUUUCUUAAUUAAAUUUUAACAAAAAGAAAAUAUGCUUCGUGCUCUUCAUGAUGGCCCUUGGUUUAUCUUAAACCACUUUCUCUCCGUCCGUCAAUGGGAGCCUAAAUUCAUGGCCUCCGAAACAAUACUAACCUAUUCCGCCAUCUGGCUGCACCUCCCUGAACUACCUACAGAGUUUUACGACUUUGAGAUACUACAUAAAUUGGGUAAUAAAAUUGGAAAAUUACUCAAAAUAGAUGCAUGUACCUCAGAAACCACCCGAGGAAGAUAAGCCAGACUCUGCAUCGAAGUGCCAUUAGAACAUCCCCUAAAAACCCACAUCUUCAUUGGUAGCCACGGGCAAACCAUCCUCUAUAAGGGCUUAAAUUUGCUCUGCACCACCUGUGGAAAACUAGGACAUACUACACGAGUUUGUACCCACUCCCCACCAACACCUACAGUCUCAAACUCCAAACCCCUCGAUAGAUCAAAACUCUCAAAAUACUACUGCCCAAACUCCAUCAACCUCGACUCUUUCUCCAAAUCAAGAAUGGAAAGUAGUUCAAUUUCCAAGAAAAUCACUACCCAAAUCCCGCGCCGCCCAACCAACAUCCACUCUGUUGGCAGCAGGUCUCAUUCCGCUGCCAUGUAUAUCUCAAGGGACCCACGCGAACAAUCCAGGUUUGUCUAAAAAUCCUAAUUCUCUGCUUUUUACUAAUCUUAAAACAAAUGGGGCGGAUAAAGAGUCCCAUAAUCCUAAUCACCACGUUUUCUCUCUCAUAACUAACACUAAUAAAUUUUCUCACCUACUGAUUAGUGAUGUAUUAAUUAAUGAAGAAACCACUCUCAACAGCCCAUUAAUCCCUACACCCACUAACAUACCCCUACCCCAUGAACAUGGCCAACCAGCCCACUUGGAGACAGCCCACUUACUCACACAAAAGCUGGACCAUGCAACCCUAUUGGCUGGCCACGUUACCCCCAAGACAUGCAGGAACCCCUAAAUCUAUCCAUUCAAUCCAACUCAGCUAGCAUACUAAACCUAGACCACCAUAAUUCCCCAUGCCAAAUCAGUAACAAUUUUCAUAAUACCAAGACAAAAAUUUCCUCUAAACCAAUACAACCUAUUACCUUCCCCAUGUAGAUAGCCCAUGAUGAUAUCUCAAAACCCAAUACCACACCUCAAUCAUCUCAAUCCAACAUACAUAGCCCAUCAUCAAAACCAGAACCGGCUAUUUCUACUACUAACAUACCUCUACAUACACAGACACCAUCAUCAACCUCAAAUACCACGAUGCCUUCACGUUCAUCCUAUUCAAAUAUUCAAGAUGUAUCCCACUCAAUUUCCCCAGCCACACAGAAGAACCAACUACCACAACAGGAACACUACUCACAGACUAGUGAAUCAACGAACCUCACACUCAACUCCUCCUCCACAACUCAAAUACCAGAAUAUUCCUAGCCUAAACACCCCAUGCAAUGACCAACCCAACAUCUUGGUUGGAAGUGGGACUCCAAAACCAUGCUCUCACCUUCACCAUGGAAGUAAACAAUCAAGAAGUAACAAUUCUCAUCAACAGCCCGAUGUACCUUGCUCAAAUAAUCACGGAGGGGAUGCGAUUAGGGACAGACAUCUAUGGCAGGUACCAUUGGUUUAUGAUGCAAGCCCCAUAUCUAGCACCCUACCAACCUCUAAAUCCACCAACGCCAACCUGGGACACAACCCACCUAUAUCCCAAUAUCAUUCAAAUGCCAUUCUACCCGCCAACACAACUAACCCCCUCAACACCUUGGAUACAACCAUACUUUCUACCAGCUCCACCAGUCACACUAAUGGAACCACUGACCUCGCCUACCCAAUCCCCACCACAAACCCCGCCACCUCCUCACAAUCUCACCGCAUAAAACGACGAUUUUCAACAAGAAGUGGCAGCAAUGAUGACCUACAACAGGGAAACACGCCCAGUCUUAGCUUGGCUCGACGGCAUCAAAGUCUUUGUCCAGAAGGAGGAGUACGCAAGAAAAAUACAUCUAAAUUGCCCUCCAAACCUCCUACGAUGCUCCCUCCGCAUACGACCUACAACAAAUCCAGAGGUGGGAAAGUAUGCAAUACUACUGAUUCCCACACUCCAUCUACGCCCAGGGGAGCACAACAACACCCAGGAGGACAUGCAGGGCAGCCAACUGCCUAAUCAAUCCAAUAAUUAUAUGAAUUUCAUCAUAUGGAACUGUAGAGGAGCUCAAUCUCCUGAAUUUAGACGUAAUUUUCACUCUCCACUUGAUUAUCAUCCUCCAUCUUUAGUCGCUUUACUUGAAACACACCGUGUUGAGCACCAAACCUUGAAAGAGGACUUUCACUUUACGGGAAUGGCUGAGGUGGCCGCUGUGGGACAAUCUGGAGGAAUUGCAAUUUUGUGGCAUUGUAAAAUUCAGGUAAACCCCCAUCAAGAGAUUCAUUGUAAAAUUCAGGUUGUUGCUCCUACAGCUGGGUAGCCCACCUAUCCAUCAUAUCUACAGGGAGCAAAAUAGCGUGGCAGAUAGUUUAGCUAAAUAUGGUGCCAAGCAAGCAGAUGGUAGCAACUGUCUUCUUUUUGCAACACCACCACUUUUUGUCCAGGAAUUUCACCAUCAAGACCAAGUAGGAACAAAUCACCGGAGGCUUGUUAAACCCUGUUCUUCCACCAGCUCUUUGACGCCUACCCUGGCAGCUCCAUUACAGGACAAAACAGCCUCUUCUUUAAAUAGUUUUUCUAGUAAUGUUUUGACUUGUAACGCACCCUAUGAAGGUGUGCAACCGGUAGACUCUACUAUGAAUAUCUUAGUUACUUUUAUGCCUACAAUGCAUCCUGCUC
Messenger RNA from Nicotiana tabacum (common tobacco), 3451 nucleotides. Lineage: Eukaryota; Viridiplantae; Streptophyta; Magnoliopsida; Solanales; Solanaceae. The record is from RefSeq and is a predicted model, not a curated record.